Messenger RNA from Plasmodium berghei ANKA, 5433 nucleotides. Its product is annotated as schizont egress antigen-1. The transcript is spliced from 5 exons. NCBI's taxonomy places the organism in Eukaryota, Apicomplexa, Aconoidasida, Haemosporida, Plasmodiidae. The record is from RefSeq and is a predicted model, not a curated record. Bases 1 to 5433 code for a protein of 1810 amino acids.
AUGACAGACAACGAGGAUCAAAAUAAAGAAGAUCUGAUAUAUUACAUAAAUAGAUACAGUGUCAAUGAUAUAUUGGGAAAUUUAGAAGAAAAUGAUAAGUUAACAAAUUAUGAUGAAAAUAGCGGAAUAUGUGAAUAUGAAAUUCCAUUUCUUUUGGAAAAUGUCGAUAAUAAUAAUAAUAAUAAUACUAAAGAACAUUCCGAUAGAAAUUCUGUAUCUAGUUAUUUCGAUGAUGGAACAUGUUCGAUUAUUUCUAAAAAUGAUGAAAAACAUUAUAUAGACAAAUGUGAAAAAGACAAAAUGCCAAAGGAAAAAAUAAAUAUUAUAUUUAUUCAGAAUAAAGGUGAAAUGAAUAGCUUUGAAGAUAUUUUAUCCAUGAAUAAUGCAAGCAGUGAAAAUUUAGAAAACAAGUUAAAUGAUAGAUUUUAUCAACUAUGUUGUAAAAGUAUUGCUGAUGUGAACACCCACAAUUUAAAUAAAACUAAAAAUAUUGUAAAAGAUAAAAAAGGGACAUUGAAUAUUGAGCAUAUAGAUUAUGGUGAUAUAUUUUUAACCAUUCGUCAUCGUCUAAGAGGGCGUGAAGAAAAAACGAAUAACAUGCUAAAUAAUAAUAAUAAUAAUGAUAAUAAUAAUAAUCAUUUAUAUAGUGACAUGGCUGAUAGUGUUAUUAGUAAUUGGAGGGAAAUAAAAAAUCAUGAAAAUUUUAUAAAAUAUGAAAACUAUAAAGAGCAUGAAAAGGAGUUUAUAAGGAGGAAAUUGAAAAAGAAAUGCGUCAAUAGUUUAAAUGGAGAUAAAUAUUUUAUGGCCAAUAGAAAAGUAUUUGAUUAUUAUCGUAAUAAUUUAGAUAGUUACAUGACUAAUGGGAAUGAAAAAGAUAUAUGCAAGCAAGAAAAUAUGUCUCUACAUUUUUUACCAAAAAAGAGAAAAUCAAUGAAUAAUAGUUCUUUAUACAAUUCUCAAAUAAUUGGACAAAAUGAAUAUAUUUUAAAGAAUAGAACAUUUUUAAAAAAAUUUUAUAUAAAAAAAAAUUUUAAGCAACAAGAACAUAUCCAUAAUGAUGAUUAUUAUUGUGAUGAUAAUCAUAGUGAAAAUUUAUAUAAUGAUGAUAUAUAUAAUUAUAAUAAAAACUUGAGUAAUAGACAAGGUAAUCUACCCAGCAAUGAUUUUAUUUAUUCAUGUGAAAUUCAAAAUAAGAAAAAUUCAAUACCACAUAAUAUAUGUGUCGAUAGAAAUGUAAUAACCCCACGGAACAGUACAUGGAAUAAUGAAAACGAAAUUCACGAAGAGGAUAUGGUUUAUUAUCAUUCUCAAAAUAAGGGAAAAAAUUCACAUUAUGUAGAAGCAGAAAAUGAAAUACAAUCAAAUCAUUAUUGUGAAGAUAAAAAUACAAACAGUUUUAACGAAUAUGUUAAUGAAAUUGAUAAACUCGAUGAAAAUUAUAAUAUGUUUAACAAAGUUGAAGAGGACGAUAAUAAUAAUAACAAAGAAAAUUUUAACAUUUAUGAUGGUGAUGAAAUAGAUAAUAACGAAGCAUUUGAUAUCAAAAUCGAAGAAAAUGAUGAUUAUGAAACAUAUAACAACGAAUUAGAAUUAGAGGUAGAGGUAGAUGAUGGAAUAGGUAAUAAUAUUCCAUUUAAUAAUAAUGAUAAUUUUGUAAAUUCAAAUAAGAAUGAAGAUUUGGAUAAUAUAAAUAAUUGUGAACAUGUUUCAAAUUCAAAUCAUACAAAAUAUGGGGAAGAAGACAAUGAGCAAAAAGCUCCAUCAAUAACCAGUAAAGAUGAUAAAGAUUAUUUUGAUUUACUAAUAAAAAAAUAUGAACAAACUAGAAUGUCAAUUAAUGAAUCUAGUACAGCCUCACUUAGUGAAAGUAUUUAUUUAUCAAAAGAAGGAACAAAAGAACCUUCUUUAAAUGCUCACGAAAUGUUAAAAAUCGCAUCUAACACAAAGAAUGAUGUAAAUAAUAAAAUUGAAUGUUUGAAUGAAAACUUAAUAGAUUUAAAAAAUAACAAGGAAAUUAUUAAUGAAGGGGAAUGUUUUAGUAAUGGUUUUUCUAUCGAAAAAAAUGACAUAGAAAAGGAAAAUGAUAAUAUAGUAAAAUUAGGAAGUGUAUAUAAUAAUGACAAAACAGAGGGGGAAAGAGGGAAUAUUGGAAACAAAAAUGAAAAAGUAGACUUAAAAGAUAGUGAUGGAUAUGAGAAAUUAUUAAAAAAUGACAUGUACGAUUUAUAUAAUAUUAAGAUGCAUGAUUUAAAUAACUUAAAAUCAUAUGAUUUUGAAUUUUCAAAAAAUUUAUUAAAAAACGAGAUUUUUUUUUGUGGUGAUAAUAUAAAAAGUGAUGAAAUAAAUUUAAAUGAUAAUGACAUAAAUGAAAAGAUUGAUUCACUAAUGAACAAUUACAAUAUUAUGAAAAACAAACGUGACAAAUUUAAUGAAGAAGAAAACGAAAUUCAAAACUUUUUAGCAGAAUUAAAAGCUGAUGUAACUAAUCAACUCAAUCUAAAUAACGGGGAAGAUGAACAGGCUUUUGAUUUGCUUAAUUCGUUUGAUAUAAACAAUAACUUUGACGAUUUUGUUGGCAACUUUGAUGAUACAAAUGAUAACAUAGCUCAAAAUAAAUCAGACAUAGACAAUAAUAAAGAGUUCGAACACGAAAAUGAUAUAAAUCAUGAUUAUAACGAUUGUGGUACAUAUAUGGAUGAUAUAUAUAAUAACAAUAAUGGUGAUGAUAUUUCGAGAAAGGGAUCACGUCUGAAAUUGUCUGAUUUAAAUGACGAAAAGAAUUUAUUUCCAGAUGUCAACUCCUCUUUUAAUACUCCUAUAAAAUCUUCUGAACUAAAGAGAGAUUCAGAAUGCCAAACAAAUUCACCACUUAUAUUUUCUAGAAGUAAUAGAACUCCUAGGAAAAAAAGUGUAGAAGUAAUAUUAGUAAAGAAAAAAUUAAAAAAAAGAAAAGAAAAAGAAUCAAAUAUAUCAUUUGAAAAUACAACACAUGAUGAUUAUACUGUUGGUACAACUACUGCUACUAGUAGCAUCAAUUCGAAAAGAAGAUAUCCUAAAAGAAAUAGAAUAAAAACGUUGCGAUACUGGAUAGGUGAAAGGGAACUUACUAGAAGAAAUCCUGAAACAGGCGAAAUAGAUGUUGUAGGUUUUAGUGAAUGCAAAAAUUUAGAAGAAUUAUCUCCUCAUAUUAUUGGUCCAGUUUAUUAUAAAAAAAUGUAUUUACGAGAUGUGAAUAAUUUACAUGGAAAAGGAAACGAAGAUGCUAACAACAAUAUAGAUAGAAAUGAUAAUACUGAUGAAGAAAAUGAAAUAACGAUAGAAAUCAAUAAUGGAAUGUAUGAAAAUGAAGUGUAUAAUAAAAUUCAGAAUAAAGAGAAUUCUGUGAAUAAAAAUGAUAAUGUUAGUAACAUAUUGAAAAAAAGUAUAAAUGGUAGCAUUCAUAAUAGAAGUGAUAAUGAUGCAAUAACUAGAAAUGGGAAAAAGAAAAGAAAAAAGUUUAUUAAUGUUGUUAAUUAUAUUAAAAAAAAAACAAAAAAAAAAUUAGUCAAAGUUAUAGAUAAAGAAGUAGAGCAGGAAAAUGAAAAUGUAGAUAAUCGUAACACUUUUUCAAAUAAUGAUAAUAUAAUUAAUGACAUAACAAAUGUCAAUCACAAUUCUCAAAAUAAUUUGGAUCAAAAUUUUAUUGCAAUUAGUAAUGAUUUUAUUGAAAAUGAUGACAAUAUUUUUUUCGAUGCGAUUAGUCUUGGCGAUAAUGCUCACAUAAAUGAUAUUCCAGAAAAAAGCGAAGAAAUUAUUGAAGCACCAGGAGUAGAUGCAAUUGAAACGACUAAAGUUAAUGGAAACGAAAAGGAAAUCAAUUUAGAAAAGGAAAUCAAUUUAGAAAAGGAAAUCAAUUUAGAAAAGAAUAAAGAUGUACAUGUGAAAAAGAAAUUAUUAGAUAAAAAGAAAAAGAAAAAAAAAAAGAAAAACAAGGGAAAAGAAAAGGAAAUAGACGAAAUGUACAAGCAAUUAUCAUUUUUGAAUUUUAAUUCGUUUUAUUCUAAAGGAAAUGAAGAUAAAUCAAAAAUAGAAAUUUUGAAAAAAACAAGUACCAAAAAAAAAGGGAGUAAAAUUGAUAAAGAAAAGGUAGAUGAGGAAAAUGAUAAACAUAAUAAAAAUUCGGGAAAGGAAGCCAAAGAAUUAAUUACAAAAAAAAAGAAAGCCAAGAAUAUGAAGAAAAAUAAAAAGAGAAAUAUGCAGAAUAAAGAAAUGAAAAAUUAUUAUGAAUAUACAAAUAAUGAAAUCGAAAAGUUCUACAACAAUCCAAAUGAUAGAAUAGAGAAUGAAUACAAUAUGGGAGUCGAUUUAGAAGCAUCAAUAAAAACUGAAGAAGAAAAAACAGAAAAAAUUGGAGAGUUGCCCAUUUUAAAUUCAUAUACUAAUGAGCAAUAUGAGCACAUAACGAAUACAAAUGAUAUAACAAAUUCGAAAAGUGAAAAUUUUGAACUCCACAAAAAUGAAGACGAAGAAGUGGAAAAGCUACAAACUUCUACACGUCGAAAAAAGAAAAAAAAAAGUGAAAGUUUAAUUCAUGAUACAAAUGAAUUGAAUAAAAAGCGAAGAAAAACAGAUGGAAAUAAUUCAGGGGAAUUAAUUUCUAUUAAUGAAAAUGAUGAGAUAAAAAAUGUAGAUGCUGAUAAAAAAAUAAAUGACAAAGAAGGUAAAUAUAUAAAGAAAGUUGACAAGGAUACAAUUAUGGGAUCAAAUGGAAAUAAUAUUGAUGAAUUAAAUAAGGAUUUUGAAGAUAAUGAUCAAAUUAAAAAUAUAAAAAAAGAUGAAAAAAAAAAAGAGACAAAUACAGAUGGUUCUAAUAAUAUGAGAAAUAUAAAUUUAUUAGAAGAAAUAGAUGCAAAUGAAAAAAAUAGUACAUUAUGUUUGGUAACUCACAAUAAAAAAAAUAAUACGAAUAGUCAAAGUUUUAUUAUAGAUAAAUUAAAAUCGUAUUUCAAUAUAAAAGAGUUAAUAAAUGUCAAAAAACAAAAAACAAAUAAUGUAAUAUUAAAUACUUUUGAAAAUAAACAAAUAAUAAAUAAUAAUCCUAUACGUAUUUCUCUUUCCUAUCCUUCUAGUGUAGAAUUAUCAGUUGAAAAUAGAUGCAACCAAACAAGAAAUGGACAAUUUCCACUUAUACAAAAGAACUUAAGCAACUUCAAGGUAGACAUAAAUUUAUUUUGUGUUCAAAUUUUCCCAAACAAAGCACAUAGCUCGAAUAGUUAUGAUAAAAUUUUGAUUGGGUAUAUAUAUCAGGGAAAAAAGGUAAAGAUUUAUUUUAAGAACCAAGAAAGAUAUUUUGAAAAGGAUGAGUUUUUUUACAUACCCAAAUACUCUCCUUUCAAAAUUGUCAACAUAAGCAGGGACAAUUGUAUUUUAUAUGUUUAUCCAAUAAAUAAAUAA